Morus notabilis is the source of this 990-nucleotide messenger RNA. RefSeq names its product probable fructokinase-4. Gene Ontology annotation, molecular function: fructokinase activity. The record is from RefSeq and is a predicted model, not a curated record. NCBI's taxonomy places the organism in Eukaryota, Viridiplantae, Streptophyta, Magnoliopsida, Rosales, Moraceae. Bases 1 to 990 code for a protein of 329 amino acids. Gene Ontology annotation, cellular component: cytosol. The transcript has 4 exons. Gene Ontology annotation, biological process: fructose metabolic process.
AUGGCUGGCAAUGGCGUUCCCUCGACCGGCAAGAGCCUGAUUGUGAGCUUCGGAGAGAUGCUGAUCGACUUCGUCCCCACCGAGUCCGGCGUAUCGCUGGCAGAGGCGCCCGGGUUCCUCAAGGCCCCCGGUGGCGCCCCCGCCAAUGUCGCAAUCGCCAUCACAAGGCUCGGCGGCAAUGCCGCCUUCGUCGGAAAGCUCGGCGAUGACGAGUUCGGUCACAUGCUCGCCGGAAUCUUGAAGGAGAACGGCGUCUCCGCCGACGGCAUCAACUUCGACGAGGGCGCACGCACCGCCCUCGCCUUCGUCACACUCCGCGCCGACGGCGAGCGUGAGUUCAUGUUCUACCGGAACCCUAGCGCCGACAUGCUUCUCCGUCCCGAGGAGCUCAAUCUGGAACUUAUCAAAUCCGCCAAGGUGUUUCACUAUGGGUCCAUAAGCUUGAUCGUGGAGCCAUGCAGAUCGGCGCACAUUAAGGCGAUGAAGGCUGCAAAGGAAGCCGGAGCUCUCCUUUCAUACGACCCGAACCUCCGACUUCCGCUGUGGCCGUCGGCCGAGGAGGCGCGUGAGCAGAUCUUGAGCAUUUGGGGCAAGGCUGAGGUCAUCAAGGUUAGUGACGUUGAGCUUGAGUUCCUCACCGGCAGGGACAAGAUCGACGACGCCGCCUUGUUGCUCUGGCACCCUAACCUCAAGCUCCUCCUCGUCACCCUCGGCGAGCAUGGCUGCAGAUACUUCACCAAGAGUUUCCGUGGGUCAGUUGAUGCUUUCCGUGUCAACACAGUGGAUACCACUGGUGCUGGUGAUUCCUUUGUUGGUGCACUCUUGUCCAAGAUUGUUGAUGACCACUCUAUUAUUGAGGAUGAGGCAAGGUUGAGGGAGGUUCUGAAAUUUGCAAAUGCAUGUGGGGCCAUCACAACCACAAAGAAGGGAGCAAUCCCGGCUCUUCCGCCCGAGACAGAAGUCCGCGCCCUUCUCAACAAAGGUGCAUAA